Diaporthe batatas is the source of this 399-nucleotide messenger RNA. RefSeq lists its product as uncharacterized. Lineage: Eukaryota; Fungi; Ascomycota; Sordariomycetes; Diaporthales; Diaporthaceae. The transcript has a single exon. The record is from RefSeq and is a predicted model, not a curated record. The coding region runs from base 1 to 399 and encodes 132 amino acids.
AUGACCAGAGAAUCCGUCCCUCUGCCCGGUCUCAGGGCUUUGACAACUGCCUUCUUUCUCGCCCGCAUCGCUGAGGGCAAGGCUUACUGUGCCGACCUGGACAACAAGGUCGUACAGUACGACAGCUGCGCGAGCAACAUAGAACAAUCUGCCGACACAUUCUUCAUGUUCAGCAGUGACGACCAAAACAUUUCUUUGGGCUCCACCAUCGACCCUAGCAAAACAGACCUAUUUGACAGCUCGGACCCUGUUGAGCGGCAGAACGUCCUCCUCCCAUUGGACAUGGAGUCCGGUGGCUUCGGAAAACGUCAGGACGGGUGCGGCGGCGGCGGGAGUGGCUCGGGCGGCGGAUCGAGCGGCGGAGGGGGUGGAAACACUGGAGGCAUGGUCGGAGGGUAA